Messenger RNA from Cryptomeria japonica (Japanese cedar), 1468 nucleotides. RefSeq names its product proline-rich receptor-like protein kinase PERK9. Lineage: Eukaryota; Viridiplantae; Streptophyta; Pinopsida; Cupressales; Cupressaceae. Gene Ontology annotation, molecular function: carbohydrate binding. The transcript is spliced from 4 exons. The record is from RefSeq and is a predicted model, not a curated record. Bases 46 to 1284 code for a protein of 412 amino acids.
CAUCGCAAUUUCAUUUUUUUGAUUGCAUUCAGCACAGAAAGAGUCAUGGCUGCCUUACUGAAAAGCUUCGCCUCGAUGUUCCUGCUUAUCGGGGUGCUCAGUAUUCUUACAGUGUCCGCUUGGGGACAAGGUGAUGAGGUGUUGUUUAGAGUUCACCAGCCUCUAGAAGAGGGAAGCGUCUUGAGGAUUGCUGGAAACAGCACUGAAUUCACAGAUGGGACCAUGAUUCGGGACGGUGAUGAUGUUUGGACUCUCAAAAUGACUCUGACCGGAGGAAAAUCAUAUCAAGUGUGGCUAGAGGUCAACGACUGUACUUGUAACGCAGACAAACCCUACACUUUUUCCUUGCCUGAUCCACCCUUUAUUGUUACAGAAGAUUUGACCGGCUACUUCGAUUGUAAUGACUGCUUACUGCCAACCCCAAGCCCACCUCCGCCCCCAAGCCCAAGCCCACCACCACCAAGCCCAAGUCCACCACCCCCAUUUCCUCCACCACCAAGCCCUCCACCUCCAAGUCCAAGCCCACCACCCCCAAGCCCUCCACCUCCAAGCCCAAGCCCACCACCUCCAAGCCCACCACCACCAAGCCCAAGUCCACCACCCCCAUUUCCUCCACCACCAAGCCCUCCACCUCCAAGUCCAAGCCCACCACCCCCAAGCCCUCCACCUCCAAGCCCAAGCCCACCACCUCCAAGCCCACCACCACCAAGCCCAAGUCCACCACCCCCAUUUCCUCCACCACCAAGCCCUCCACCUCCAAGUGCAAGCCCACCACCUCCAAGCCCACCACCACCAAGCCCAAGUCCACCACCCCCAUUUCCUCCACCACCAAGCCCUCCACCUCCAAGUGCAAGCCCACCACCCCCAAGCCCUCCACCUCCAAGCCCAAGCCCUCCACCUCCAAGCCCAAACCCACCUCCACCUCCGCCCCCAAGCCCUCCACCUCCAAGCCCUAGCCCACCCCCACCAAGCCCAAGUGAAUCACCGGUACUGUUUGUAGUUAACAAUGAACUGGAAGAUGGAGUGUAUAGGGUUGUCGGAAACGCUCCUGUAUUGGGCGAUGGGGACCCUGUUAAAGCUCCUAAUAUGAGAUACGACUCCACUCACCUUUGGUCUCUCGAAGUGGAUUUGACUCAAGGACAAACCUAUGCAGUGAGUCUAUCGGUCAACCAGUGUCUUUGUACAGGUGGUCCCACUGUUUUUACCGUGCCACUAAGUGAUCCUACUAUUCCUGAGGUCAAUUUGAACAACUACGUUUGUUAUCCUUGCCCAGCCCCACUUUAGAGCAAAUCGAUGAUUUUCAACACCAUUCGCCGCGUCGUUGAGAUGUUCUCUUAUGUGAAGCGUGUUGUCUAAGUAAACGGUGUAUCCCUCUAUCGUCACCGUUAUAAAUAAGUGCUGUAAUGUGUACCUUCGUGUGUUAUGUCUCUAUAUGAAUGGAAAUAUUAUGCGUGUUAUCUUUUGUUUU